CGACACAAGGCAAGGUAAAAAUUUCAUUCCGUUUCGAGCAUUCGACGUGUGCGGACGUACCAGCAAGUGUCUUCCCAGUCUCAGUCUCAGUCUCAGUCUCAACUCUCUCACGCAGUCGUGCAACGGGCGUUCAAAGUGUUUGCAGAUCAAUAUUUAUGAAAUAAUCAAAAUAAUCACAAAUCAUAUAUCAAGCCGAUAGAAUGAAAGUGUUUGCCAAGUGUGCAUGGCAAAACAUGGUUAAAUAUUUGCAGAAUGUGCAGCAAUAAACAUGCAGUGCUUCAAAAUUGUGCAUUGAUAGCCAACAGUGCUUAACAACUCGAUAACUGAAGAGAGCAGAGCAGCCCAGUGUUCGCUGCGAUUCAAUAAAGGCUAUAAUCAUAAUCAUUUAUCAUUAUCAAUAUAUAUACACACAUAUAUAUAUACAUAUGUGAGCCAUGGCAGCUGUUCAGAUACAAAAUAUGCCAGCCGCCACAAAUAAAUGGAUUAAAUACAACAACAAUCACACACACAAGCAGUCGACGACGACGACGACGACGCAACUGUGCUGUCAGCUGUCGCUGUUGCUGCCGCUGAUUGCACUCAGCGCAUUGCCGCACGCCAGCAGCAACAGCAUUAAUAGCAGCGGCAGCAGCAGCAGCAGCAAUACAAACAAAAACAACAACGACAACAUUGAAACAUUUGGCGUGCGCAAAGCUCCAUUGGAACUGGAACUGGAGCAGGAGGAGGCCAAUGGCAAUUCGCUGAACAUGAUACAGCGCAACUACAUGAUCAUGCACCCAGCGGGCGCCGCGUCGGCGCACAGCGAUGCGGGCAUCGAUCACAGCCGGUCGCUGAAGCGUGCCUCGUUAACCAACUCGAGCAUCACCUGCAACGAUGGCACCCACGCGGGCUUCUAUCUGCGCAAGCAGCCCAACUCCAAGAAAUGGAUCGUGUUCCUCGAGGGCGGCUGGCACUGCUUCGACAAUCGUUCGUGCCGUGCGCGUUGGCUGCGUCUGCGCCAUCUGAUGACCUCCUCCCAGUGGCCAGAGACAAGAGAUGCUGGUGGCAUUCUGUCUCCGCAUGCCGAGGAGAACCCCUACUGGCACAAUGCCAACCAUGUGCUGGUGCCCUACUGCAGCAGCGACUCCUGGUCGGGCACGCGCAUCGAGCCGGACACACGAGAUCGCGAUAACACCUGGCGCUUCAUGGGCGCUCUGAUACUGCGCCAGGUGAUUGCCGACCUGAUACCCUUGGGUCUGGGCCGUGUGCCCGGCGGCGAGCUGCUGCUGGUGGGCUCCUCUGCAGGUGGACUCGGCGUCAUGCUCAACCUGGAUCGCGUGCGCGACUUUCUGGUCAACGAGCGCAAGCUGCAGGUGACAGUGCGAGGCGUCAGCGAUUCGGGUUGGUUUCUAGAUCGUGAGCCAUAUACACCAUCGGCUGUGGCCUCCAGCGAAGCAGUGCGUCUGGGCUGGAAGCUGUGGCAGGGCUUGUUGCCCGAGGACUGCACCAAGGCGCAUCCCACAGAGCCUUGGCGCUGCUACUUCGGCUAUCGCCUGUAUCCCACACUGAAAACUCCACUCUUUGUGUUCCAGUGGCUCUUCGAUGAGGCGCAAAUGCGCGCCGACAAUGUGGGCGCGCCCGUCACGCCCCAGCAAUGGAACUAUAUACACGAGAUGGGCGGCGCACUGCGCUCCUCGCUGGACAAUGUGAGCGCCGUGUUCGCGCCCAGCUGCAUUGGCCAUGCGGUGCUGCUGAAGCGCGACUGGGUCAACAUCAAGAUCGACGACAUCUCGCUGCCCUCGGCGCUGCGCUGCUGGGAGCACUCGACGCGGCCGCGACGCAAGCGACACGACAAGCUGAAGCGCAGCACGGAGGCUACGACAACGGCGCUGCAGCAACAGCAGCAUCAGCAGCGACAUCCGAAUGCGAAUAACCAAAGACAUCAACGCCAUCGCCAGCGGGCACAGAAGCUGAACAAUGUGGCACAGGUGCCGCCGGCUCCGCAGCGCAAAAGGAAUCACCUGAGCAAAGAGCAGCGCGAGGAGCGCAAGCGUCGCCGUCAAGAGCGACAGCGACGUAAGCAGCGACGUCGCCAGGAGCAGCUGCAGCGCAAGCGCGAGAACGAGGCAGCGGCCAGCAACAGCAGCAAUAAAAACAGCAACAAGCAGCGUCGCCGUCCACAGCUGACCGCUGAGCAGCAGCUGCAGCGCAAGCAGCAGCGCCAGCAGCGACGCAAGCAGCAACAGCAGCUGCAGCAGGAGCAGCCGAGCGAGCCGCAGAAGCGACGAGCUUCCAACAGCGCCACCAAGCUGAAGCCGCGACAGCGUGUGCCUCGCGUGCCCGAGAAGUGUGGACUGCGGCUGCUGGAGCGUUGCAGCUGGCCGCAGUGCAACCACUCGUGCCCCACGCUCACGAAUCCGCUGACCGGCGAGGAGAUGCGCUUCCUCGAACUGCUCACCUCCUUCGGUCUGGACAUCGAAGCCGUGGCCGCAGCACUCGGCGUCGAUAUGCACACGCUGAACAACAUGGAACGAACGGAGCUGGUGAAUCUGCUCACGCAGCAGGUGAGCUGAAGGAGCAGCGUCAUUAGGUUUUACUACAUAGAUACCCUGUAAAUAGUUGGCCUGUAUAUAGAUAUAGCCAUAGACUGUAUAGCCACAUAUAUAUAUUUGUAUAUGUAUAUAUGCAUAUAUCGGAGCUAUUCCAAUUCCUAAACCAAGCAAAAGACAUGCGCAUAGUACCCAGUUAUUAAGCAGAAUUUAUUUAUAUACAUAAAUAUACAUAUAAACAAACACACACUCACACGCACGCACACAUACGCAUACAGAUGUAAUACUGUGCGUAUACGUAAUUCAUAUUUAUUCAUUCGAGAAACUAACACAAAUGCAACCACAAGACUGUUUUUUAUGUUUUCUAUACAUAAACAUAAUAUAAAUUUUUUUUUUUUUUUUGUAAUUAACUAAAAAUUAAAAUCGUAUUUAUAUAUAAUUAUUUAUAAUAUAGAAGACAGCAGCUGUAUGUAUGUAUGUAUGUAUGAAGGCAGCAAGACUGUUUCAAUGCCAAGUUUAUAAACAACAACAAAAUGGAAAAGAAAAGAAAAGAAAACCAAUACUAUAGCAGUUUACAUAAAAUAUAUAUGAAUAUGAAAAAUUCAAGCUUACAAAUUACCUACCUCAGGAGAACAGAGAACCAUGAGAAAUUAUUAGAACCAGCUGCCUUGAAUAGCAUUGCGAUUUGUACCUGUGCAAAUUAAAUCAAAUAAUUAAUUAACAUUAUUUAUUUAUGUACUUUAGCAACAUUUAUUUUUUAUUAUUGAUAUUUUUUUGUUUAGUUAUGCGCAUUCCGUUCAAAAUAAUUGUACUUAACUUAAUCUUAUAAUUAACUGGCAACAAUGAAGCAAACCGAACAACUCGAAUAUUAUUAUUUAUAUGUAUAGUCUAUAAACUAAAUGUAAUAUAGAAAUAUAGAUAUAGCUAGAUAUAUAGCUAAACCAUAUGUCAUAGAAAUCAAUAUUAAUUAGCUUGUACAGAAACGGUUAAAGUUUAGACUAAGAAUUGUUGUGCUUAAAUUAAGCUAAGUUAGAACUUUAAAAAUAGCAACUACAAAAAAAUAUGAGUCGAACAAACAGCUAAAAUCAUUGUUAUAAUUUGCAUUUACAUAGAAACAAAACAGUUAAAAAA
Molecule: messenger RNA, 3659 nt
Organism: Drosophila mojavensis
Lineage: Eukaryota; Metazoa; Arthropoda; Insecta; Diptera; Drosophilidae
Gene: Notum
Product: palmitoleoyl-protein carboxylesterase NOTUM
Exons: 4
Coding region: 435-2552 (705 amino acids)
Molecular function (GO): hydrolase activity
Source: RefSeq, a predicted model, not a curated record